AUGUCGAUGGCCGGGCGCAUUCAGCGGGCCGUACAGGCGCAAAUCGUGCCGAAGAAGGGAGAGACAUUCGAACUCAGGAAAGGGCUGGUAUCACAAUAUGCUUCUGAACGCAAGGAGGCCAUACAGAGGACAAUUGCCGCCAUGACCUUGGGCAAGGAUGUCUCAGCCUUAUUCCCGGACGUGCUCAAGAACAUCGCCACUCCGGACCUGGCGCAGAAGAAGCUCGUCUACCUUUACUUGAUGAAUUACGCUCGAGCCUAUCCGGACUUGUGCAUUCUGGCAGUCAACACGUUCGUGCAAGAUUCUGAAGACGGUAAUCCGCUCGUCCGGGCGCUGGCGAUUCGCACGAUGGGCUGUGUCAGAGUGGACAAGAUGAUCGAUUAUCUCCCAGAGCCAUUGAAACGAACACUCAAGGACGAAAGCCCAUACGUACGCAAGACCGCCGCCAUUUGUGUCGCAAAACUCUACGAUCUGAAUCCGGAAUUGUGUCUGGAUAACGGGUUCGUCAAGAUGCUUCAAGAGCUUGUAGGCGACGCCAAUGCCACGGUAGUUGCCAACGCUGUCUCUGCCUUGGCAGAAAUUCAAGAAGCGGAUCCCGCUACUGAAGCCUUGCUCAUUACGGCUGAUACGCUUUCAAAGAUGCUUGUUGCGCUGAACGAAUGUUCCGAAUGGGGCCGUAUCGCCAUCAUGAACGCCAUGAGUGGCUACGUUGCAGAUGAUACGGAGGCGGAGACUAUUUGCGAGCGAGUAGCACCCCAGUUCCAACACGCUAAUGUCAGUGUUGUUAUCGCAGCGGUCAAGGUUGUUAUCAAAAACAUCAAACAGCUGAAGACUCAAAUGCAAGCGAGUCUCCUAAAAAAACUGGCUACGUCCCUUGUCACGUUGCUCUCUGCCCCCUUCGAGCUACAGUAUGUGGCCCUGCGCAAUAUUCGUUUGCUUCUUCAGAUUCACGGCAACUUGCUCGCCAACGAGAUCAGAGUCUUUUUUUGCAAAUACAACGACCCACUUUAUGUCAAGAACGAAAAGUUGCACAUCAUGAUUGCUCUUGCAGAUGAGAGCAACAUUGAUCAGCUUCUACUAGAACUUAAGGAGUAUGCAACUGAGAUCGAUAUGGAGUUUGUCAAAAAAGCUGUCCGCAUGAUUGGACUUUGCGCAAUCAAGAUUGAAGUUGCAGCUGAACGAUGUUUGAAUGUCCUUCUGGAGCUCAUCAACACUAGAGUCAAUUAUGUCGUCCAGGAGAGCGUCGUGGUUAUCAAAGAUAUUUUCAGGCGCUAUCCAGCUCGUUACGAGUCCGUCAUUCCAGCACUUUGCAGGAACAUCGACGAGCUGGACGAUCCAAAAGCAAGAGCGUCUCUUAUCUGGAUCCUCGGCGAAUAUGCGGAGAAGAUUCACAAUUCAGCGGAGUUGUUGGAAUCGUUCAUGGAGUCGUUCAAGGAUGAGUAUGCUGAAGUUCAAUUGCAGUUACUGACUGCUGUCGUCAAACUCUUUCUCAAGAAGCCUAAGUCUGCGCAAGCAUUUGUCGAACAAACAUUGCAAAACGCGACACACUGCGACAACAGUGAUGUCCGUGAUCGAGCCUUCAUCUAUUGGCGCUUGCUAUCGAGUGACUCUAGCAUGGCAAAGACUGUUGUUUUGGACACGAACAAGCCUCCAAUUGACGUCAAUACAGGUUCUGUCUCGUCAUUCUUGCUGAAUGAGUUGGUUGCAGAUCUUUCCCUCAUAUCCUCAGUGUAUCACAAACCUGCAAGAUCCUUUGUCGGCGGCGGUAGGACCGGUGGGGUAGACAUUAUUCAAAAGACUGCCAUUGCCGAGCAGCGGUCGUCGGCGCAGGAGGCAACCAUGCAAGUCACGGGGCAAAAUGUUGAAAACUUACUGGACAUUGACUUUGAUGGUGCCGUUCCAGUGGCACUCCAAUCAGAGAUCGUGGCGAAUAAAUCCAAUGUCGAAGAUUUGCUAGAUCUUUUCAAAAGCUCGGAGACGGAGGCACCCGUCGUCAGUCAAAAUCAACGCGCAUUUGGAGAGCAGGGUGAUAUGCUUGACCUUAUAUAG
Protomyces lactucae-debilis is the source of this 2049-nucleotide messenger RNA. RefSeq names its product putative AP-1 adaptor complex subunit beta. Lineage: Eukaryota; Fungi; Ascomycota; Taphrinomycetes; Taphrinales; Protomycetaceae. The transcript has 3 exons. The record is from RefSeq and is a predicted model, not a curated record. Gene Ontology annotation, biological process: intracellular protein transport; vesicle-mediated transport. Bases 1 to 2049 code for a protein of 682 amino acids. Gene Ontology annotation, cellular component: membrane coat. Gene Ontology annotation, molecular function: clathrin binding.